ACACAUGAAUACUGACCGCAUCAAUGAAGAAACUAGGCUAAUGAGUGGAGCAUCUUAACUGAGCUGUAACUAUUCGAAUUUCCUCAUCCCAGUUUAUUGCACGUGCUUUAGACCUAUCAUUAUAAGAUUUUUAAAGUAGGCUAUGCCUACAUGUUACAAAGCAGAGAAAAACAAAGUUAAGAAGAAAAGUACAGACAGUGGAGACAAAGGAACAUAAACGAUGACUGUGGAUGUUUGAGUCCUGUUUACAUUACCACGGUGAUAUUGCUGCAAGAGAAUAUUAUCACUGGAGAUGAGUUGAAUAUUUGGAUUGGGAAAACCAAAAAUGGAAGUGAAGAUGAAAAUGAAGGAUGUCGUCAAAAAAUGGAAUUUAUGGGCAGUGUCCAGAAAUGAAGGAGAUGUAAAAGUUCCACUGAUUGAAGACCUGUUGAAGGUUACCUCCGAGGAACUUGUCAGGUAUCUGACAAUAUUUAUUGCAGAAUUACAGAAAGGAAAUGGAGAGCGUUUCUCUAAAAAAGCUCUGAUCCGGAUCCUAUCUCAGAUCAACACUUAUCUCAGGAGCAUUAGAAAUGACUCUGGUGAUUCAUUCAAAAGAGAAUUGAGCAUUGGGAUGAGGAGGAUUAGCAAGGAGAUCCAGGCAGUUCCUCCCAGGAUGAUCACAGCGCAGAUGGAGCGUGUACUGUGGGAGAAGUCCAUACUGGAUACAGAGUCUAAUAAAGGACUCAGCUAUGCCAUGUUCUUCUACAAUGUGAAAAUAUUUGGUCUCACAUCUGUGACAGAUCAUAAAAAGCUCAAAUGCAAUGCUUUUGAGUUUUCUGAAAAUGCCUUUGGAAAAUAUGUACAACUUAACUGUGAUGUGCUUCAAUCAGAAAAUCUCCCUUGUAAGAUAAUCCAUUACGAGGAUGUGGAGAAUGCAAGGUCAUACUACAAGCUCCUGCAAAAGUACUUGCAUGCCAUUUCUCGAUGUGAAACAAAUUAUUUCUAUGUCAAACCCCUCUAUCUACAAUCCAAAGGAUUUACAAAUAAGGUAUUUGGGAUCAAAGCAUUGUCCAGCUACAUUAGUGACAUGAUGAUGAGAGCAGGGUAUGAGGGAAAAUACACAAAUGAAUCCCUGAGAGCUUGCUUCACUAGGAGGAGUGCCACCUCUGGCCACAGCUUUUUGAUGGAAAUCAGCAAAAAACUGGAUCCACCAUUGCUUGAGCCAGUCACAACCAGUCCUAUAACUCAACCAAUCACAGGCAGUCCUAUAACUCAACCAACCAUAGCCAGUCCUAUAACUCAACCAAUCACAGCCAGUCCUAUAACUCAACCAAUCAUAGCCAGUCCUGUAACUCAACCAAUCAAGAUGGAAACAUCAGACAGGGACUUUAACAAUAAUAUGGAGGCUAUCUCUCCUACAAUGAUCCAGGCUUGCAAUCUUACAAUUACCUUAAAAGGAUCAUUCAAUCUGAGUCUAGCCAAUCUCCUGCCACCAGGAACUACAGUAAAACCCAAGGGUGUCCAGAUAGUACAACAGACCGAGGGACAAGUCACUGUCAAAAUGGACCUGGAGCCAUCAAAGUAGCUGUAAAAUGUAUAGUUCUUCAAAGUUUGAAAUGUACAGCAUGUGAAUUGAACAAUCUAAUUAAAAUCAGAUUCUAGGAUAUGCUCACAAUCGCUAUAAUAGGAUCUGACAUAACCCCAUAGGGGGUCAUGUCUGCAUGACCUUUUGCUUGGAAUAUUUAUGAGAAUUAUCAGCCAGUCAGAUUGCGCCAUACAGAUAAUGAUGGCUAUUUAGGCAGUUCCUGGCCAUUUGUAAACAAAUUGCUGUAAUCUCUCUCCCACGAAGUUUAUUCCCACUGUAAAAUUGUAUAUUCUCACAUAACGAAUUUAAAAUUUUCGCAAUAAUGCCUAAUCUAUUCCGUUCAUACAAACAACAAAAUGUACGAUUUGAAAUACACCCAAAUUGAAUUAAUUGUGAAUUCCGAUUUAUGUAUAAAUAGGGAUGGGUACGAUUUGAAUAGUUUUCAAGAUGGUUUACUUAAAUAACGCAAGGAAGGUAAUGCCAGUCGAUGUCAACGUUGCAUUGUGACGUGACAUCUAGCUGCGAUAUGUUUUCAUCCCAGCCACUUUCCUUGAAUUGUGAACACCGACGAUUUCAAAGCCGACGCGCUGAUUGGCUGACAUAAAGUUCAUCUGAACAUGACCCCUAAUCGGGUUAUGUCAGAUCUACUUACUCAGAGUAUACGGCGCGGAUCUAAGAAGUCUGAUUUUAAUUAGAUUGCUAAAUUGAAUUACUUUAUAAAGCUUUUAACAAAUGAUUAUAGAGGAGCACAUUGUGGUGUAAUUAUAUGGGGGCCAAUUUUGGUCAUUCAUUGUACUAUGGGUGAAAUAUAAUUUCAUGGAUUCUGAGAUUUUUACAUAUCCGCUGAGAUGCAAUUCCGAGGUUACAUGAUUUGAAUUGUGUGUUUCGAAUCUCGCAGGACACUUCUGCAGCCCAAGUUCGAUCCUCAUUGUCAGCAGUAGUUGUCUGUGAAAGGGUAUGGUGGUUGCCCACUAGGACUAUUUUUUUUUGGGGGGGGGACUCUCCAGCUUCCUCCCGCACUAAUAAACCCCUCAUGCAGCUCCAAAUACACAACAAAUUAAUGGUAACACCCCUUCCCCCCACUUUCAAAAAAUUCCUGGAUCCACCCCUGCUGUGUGUUACCUGAGAUUUCAUUAAGGUUUUAGAUUAAUGCUGCCCAUUAAAUGUACAAAAUUUGUAUCCCCCAACAAUUCCACAGUAAUCAUUUCUUAGUGUUGUUGAUGUCGGUAUAUCAGAAUAUCAAGGUUGGUGUCAUAGCUUAUGCCAAAUUGUUAGAGAAAUGAAGUUCAUUUUGCUGGUUUUUGGAGUGGAUUAUUCAGCCUUGAUGGCGACAAGCAGACUACAAACGAUCAAUUGAAAAGACAGUUUGAAAAUUUCAUUUCUGCUGAAUUGCAGUGUGUUACCUAUAUUUCUAUGGAGACCCCAAAAACUGACACCACCCACACAAUAUUCAGAUAUGCAUGUAGAGGGUGCACAUAGGGUCUUAAUUGACCAGUUUGUGUUUACAUAAUUCUAUGUAAUCUUGGGUGGAGAGGUUUGAAGGCUGAGGCAUAACAUCUGAGACUGUGCAUAUCUAAUAUUAUAAAUUAUCAGUGUCACUUGUUUAAAUAUUUAAUUUAGAGAUUUAGUUAUUUGAGCAUUUGAUGAGGUCUGAGUUGCUGUAUGAAAAAUGCAGUUUGGAACUUUAUAAACUCAUGGUGGAGGGAAUUAAUGGGGUCUAGUCUUUGUGCCUCUGCAUAAGAAGUGGCCAUAACUUCACUUGGGAACAGCCAACCAGAAAUAUUGAUGUAUUUACAUAAAUAUUUCAAGAAGUCUUUGUAGUUUCCAUAGAAAUAUACUCCUCUUGCAAUAUGCUUUUGUAAAUGUCUUUAAAAACUUUGUUUGAAGUUAUGAUUAAAGUGAUUUUUUUCUCCA
Ostrea edulis (European flat oyster) is the source of this 3478-nucleotide messenger RNA. RefSeq lists its product as uncharacterized. Lineage: Eukaryota; Metazoa; Mollusca; Bivalvia; Ostreida; Ostreidae. The transcript is spliced from 3 exons. The record is from RefSeq and is a predicted model, not a curated record. The coding region runs from base 326 to 1564 and encodes 412 amino acids.